GGGCCAGUCUGAUUAGAUUCCUCUCAGUCUGAGACAGAGCAGCGGUGUCUCACUCUGCCUCUCGCUGCACGGUGCGGGGGGACGUCGCCGAGCCGCCGAGCCGCCGGGUAGAUGCCGGAUGCAGCGCCGCGCGAGCUCUGUGCCGCCAGCCUGCCGCUUCAUGGGAGAUGAACGAGGCCGGGAAUCGCGCCCCCGACCUGAUCCACAGACCUGCCAGCCUCCUCGUGCCGACCUGGACAAAAACGGGAAUAGCGCUGCUAUAUAAUGAAGAGACUGGAAACACCUGUGAUAUACGUCUGAAGCUGACUAAAGACGUGCUAACCAUUCAGAAGCAGGACGUGGUGAGAGUCAGUGGAGGUGAAUCCCAUUCAAAUCGCAGAACUGUUGUACUUCGAAAACAAGCUGUUGGAGGAUUCGGCCUGAGCAUAAAAGGGGGAGCUGAACACAAAGUUCCAGUAGUCAUUUCAAAGAUUUUCAAAGAACAAUCAGCGGAUCAAUCGGAAAUGCUGUUUGUCGGCGACGCAAUGCUACAGGUGAACGGCAUUAAUGUAGAAAAUGCCACCCACGAGGAAGUGGUGCAACUUCUGCGGAGUGCUGGAGAUGAAGUCACCAUUACUGUUCAGUUCCUCCGAGAGGCGCCGUCCUUCCUAAAGCUCCCACUGGGUUCUCCUGGACGUUCGAGUGACCAGAGCAGUGGGGCUUCUUCACCCCUGUUUGACAGUGGUUUACACCUCAAUGGAAACUCAAACCACUAUGCUCCCUUCUCCCCCUUGUCGCCCCUCUCGCCCUCCGCUAAUGAGGCACGCUACGAGAAGCGUUGGCUGGACGCCCUGCCCUUGCCCCUGCUCCUGGCACGCGUCUCCCGCUACUCAGCAGGAAGCCAUAAAUUGAGGCCCAACAGUUUGGAGGUGCUUGCCGUGGACGCGGACUGCCCCGCCGUUCUGCAGUUCUGCACGGCCACGGAGAGCACCGAUUGGCUGCAGUCCAUAUCCACCAACAUCAAUGACCUGACAACGGAGAACAUAAAGAAGGCAAACAAAUACAGCUCACCUGAAGAUCAGAUAGUCCACAUGGGCUGGGUCUGUGAAAACCUACUGGCUAAAGACUCCUCUCACCUCCACACCUACAAGUUUCUAGUGCUGAAGGGAUCUUCUCUCUGCAUCUUCAACCGCCCCCCAGUCAGCACGUCAGACUGGGAGCAAGCGGAGUCCAUCCACAACCUCUGUGAGGUUCUGUUUAAAGCCCAUAAGCUAUGGGUAGCAGAGGACUGCUGGAUGCAGGCAAAACUGUUCCGGGGGCAGCAGCAGGAGGCGGAGCUUCGGGAUAACCGUGCACUGUGCUUCAACGUGCUCCUGGGGCAUGGACAAGCCCACAACUACAGCGUGGAGCUGGGCAGCGACCUCAGCCUCUGGGAGAGGGCCUUCCAAACUGCCAUCUGUAUGGAGGUGCAAAGAGUUCAGUCAAAGACCUACACGUGCAGCAGUCAAGGGAAGGUCCUCCGCUUUAUCAUCGACUUUGAGUCUGGGUUCACCUGCACAGAGUGCAGCUCAAAGGUGGUUCUGUGGAGGUACAGAUUCUCCCAGCUGAGAGGUUCGUCUGAUGAUGGCAAGACAAGGGUUAAGCUUUUGUUCCAGAACCCCGAGAGUAAACAGAUAGAGAUGAAGGAGUUAGAGUUUGCCAACCUGACUGCUGUUCUGCACUGCAUACAUUCCUUCAUGGCGGCCAAAGUGGCGUCAGUGGACCCAGUGUUCACGGCCAAGAAGCACCUGCACACCAGCUAGAAAUGCUGACUCAACAUUCUCAACCUACUCAAUGUACCCAUUCAACCUACUUCUGCUGUUAUGGACACAAUAGGGACGAUUCAAUGCACUUUGUCUUUAUGUUUGAGUGAACUAAGCAAAUAUUUUGUGUUUAUUUUGAUACUUUAAAGGUUCAGUGGUUGGCUGAAAUUAUUAAAAGAUAUUCUGCAGGAAUACAAAGCAUAACUACUGAUAAUUAUUCAUUACUCAAAAUGUAAGUAGUACUUUUUGGGGGUGAAUUGAAUCUGGCCCUGUAUCUGUACAUAUGUAUUUAGUUUCUCUUAUUUUUGUACGACUGUUGUAAGAUAAAAGGAAAAUAAUACUAUGAGCAAAAAUAAAUUAAAAAUGGCCACUAAAUUUUGAAGUAGAAAUAUUUUGACUUGCAUUGAUUAAUGAUGUGAGGUAAUUAACUUCGACUUUACUGGUUCUGCACUUUAUACAUACUGGGUUCUGAGCAAGAAAUAUCAACCACAAGAGAAAAUGUGUCUGUGUGUUUGCAUGUGUGAGUGCAUGUAUGUAUGGUCUGUUUUUGCGUGUAUGUAUACUCGACAGACAUUAGUCUUUUAUCAGCAUUGUGUUUGAGUCUGAUUUCCUUGUUAAUACAUGCUGAUGUUUGCUUCAUGUUAGCUUCAUUGUACCCCUCCCACUCCCAUUGCCAUUAAACUCACUUAAACUAAUGAAAUGCAGCAGAGCAUUGGCUAUCAGAGAGACACCUGGAUUUAGGUAAGGAGAAAAGUGGAGCGAAAAAAGCUACUCAAGCUAUUCAAAAGAAACAAAAGCCCUCUGAGUUGCAGUUCAUCCUCUUUUGAAAUUUGAAACCUACGGAAGAUCUGGAUUUAAAUGCAUCCAACCUUAAAACUUGAAUGGUGGUUGGAGCCAAACAAUAGAUAAAUUCGAUUCAAGGGUAAACACAUUGGAAUAAUUUGUUUUUUUAAGAGCUUGCAGUGUGUAGAUAAGGUUUGUGAAAGUGCAGCAGUCAAUUUGAGUUUCGAGCAGCCCUCACAAUCUCUUUUUUCUGAUCUCUGAUCUCAUGCCUGCUGCCACUCUUCUCCUUGAGAGUGAUUUAACUGAACAAAAAGCACAAAACGACGAGUCAUUUUAUUAAACAAUAACAUGAAAAUACAUUGCUGAAAAACUGCACGUUUUACAAUGUUUUGUUGUCUGUUUGAAAGCUAGGUGUAUCAUUUCAUUUACUGAAUAUGUUUUGUAAAUGCAAAUGUUUGUGCAUAUUUUCCAAUUGUUAUAAAUGUAUGAGGGCUGGGGUGGGUCAUUUUAAAGCUAGAAAGUUCAAAGCUAUUCCAUGUUAAUCUUAUUUAUCAUUUACUUUGAAAUUGUCUUUUUUCUGCUGAUUAUUCAGUAUUGUAUUUGAUAUAUAGAAAAGUCUUGCAAAUUGAGGAAGUGAUAUUUAGAGUAUUUUAAUCUUUGUACAAAAAAGUAUCACAUCACAAAAUCAUUUGUAAGGAGGAAAAUUAAUUUUAAUAUACAUUACAUGACUAUCCCACUUAUUUGUAAACUUUUAUUAAUAAAACAUUUCUAA
Anguilla rostrata (American eel) is the source of this 3336-nucleotide messenger RNA. It is a transcript of the gene sntg2, whose product is annotated as syntrophin, gamma 2. The record is from RefSeq and is a predicted model, not a curated record. Gene Ontology annotation, molecular function: protein binding; structural molecule activity. Gene Ontology annotation, cellular component: intracellular anatomical structure; dystrophin-associated glycoprotein complex. Bases 168 to 1781 code for a protein of 537 amino acids. The transcript is spliced from 17 exons. NCBI's taxonomy places the organism in Eukaryota, Metazoa, Chordata, Actinopteri, Anguilliformes, Anguillidae.